This is a messenger RNA of Anarrhichthys ocellatus (wolf-eel), 1675 nucleotides long. It is a transcript of the gene cyc1, whose product is annotated as cytochrome c-1. Gene Ontology annotation, cellular component: respiratory chain complex III. Gene Ontology annotation, molecular function: heme binding; electron transfer activity. The record is from RefSeq and is a predicted model, not a curated record. Gene Ontology annotation, biological process: mitochondrial electron transport, ubiquinol to cytochrome c. The transcript is spliced from 7 exons. Bases 51 to 977 code for a protein of 308 amino acids. Lineage: Eukaryota; Metazoa; Chordata; Actinopteri; Perciformes; Anarhichadidae.
CGCGUCAGUGCGGGACGCUUCUCUGUCAGCUCAGAACCGCAGAGAAGAAGAUGGCGGCGCUACGAGUCUCGGUGCUAUCGGGGAGUGGGAGAGUGUGUCUCCUCCUCACACCGAAAACUAUCAAGACCCCCGUGGCCAAAAUGUCCUUCGCCAGUUUGCCGCGGAGCAAGAAGGUUGCCCUGACCACGAUGGGCGUGGUCACAGCCGGGGGGGCGGGGCUCGCCCUGAUGCUGCACCAGUCCGUCAAAGCCUCCGACCUGGAGCUCCACCCCCCCAAUUACCCCUGGAGCCACGCUGGACCUCUAUCCUCUCUGGACCACGCUAGUAUUCGUCGUGGCUACCAGGUGUAUAAGCAGGUGUGUUCAGCCUGCCACAGUAUGGAGUACCUGGCCUUCAGAAACCUGGUGGGAGUGUCGCACACAGAGGCCGAGGUUAAGACCAUCGCCGAGGAGGUUGAGGUAGUGGACGGUCCCGAUGAGACUGGAGAGAUGUUCACCCGGCCAGGAAAGCUGUCGGACUAUUUCCCAAAGCCCUACUCCAACCCUGAGGCGGCCCGCAACGCCAACAACGGAGCCCUGCCUCCAGAUCUCAGCUACAUCGUCAACGCCAGACACGGAGGAGAGGACUACGUGUUCAGCCUGCUGACGGGAUACUGCGACCCCCCGGCAGGAGUGGAGGUGAGAGAAGAUCUCUACUACAACCCGUACUUCGUUGGCCAGGCCAUCGGCAUGGCCCCGCCCAUCUACAACGAGGUGCUGGAGUAUGACGACGGAACCCCUGCCACCAUGAGCCAGGUUGCUAAAGACGUGUGUACGUUCUUGAGGUGGGCCGCCGAGCCAGAGCACGACCAACGUAAACGCAUGGGACUGAAGCUGCUGAUGGGCGCCGGCAUCGUCGUCCCUCUGCUCUACUACAUGAAGAGGCACAGGUGGUCCGUGCUGAAGAGCAGGAAGAUCGCCUACAGGCCUCCCAAGUAAACGGAGAUCAAACUCCCCCCUUACCCAGGCCUAAAACCUACCAGAGAGGGCCGCGUUCAACGACCCCACAACUACCAUACGGACAAAAAAAACAGAACUGCCGAACACGCACACAUGCCUUUCUAGGAGGAGGUAGAGAAAUGAGAAUAUAUGUUUAGGUUUAAAGAAAGCUUGUCUUUAGUUGUUGGGUGCGGUAGAACCAAUAGUGCGACAGAUUGUUCCUGCAUCUGGAAUACUGUGGUGCAAGUUUGUGUCAGAGUUGUGGCGUUCUUGAAUGCACCUUCCACAAAAGUUUUGUUUGUUUUAUCUGGCAGCAGUUGAGGUCUUGACAUUUCGUAUCAGACGCUUUGUCACAAACCGACUGAGUUGCUUUGACUGCCCGUCUUUGUAAGAUGCUAAAUAAACCCAUACAAGCGCAGAGAAAAUGGUUGCAUCAAAGUUUGUAACAUCCUCCCCUGUCCUCUCCACAAAGCCACUGGGUGGAUGCAAUGCAGCCUCUGAACCUCUGUUUUACUGUACAAAAAUAAAUUAUCUUAAAGGAAAUGUUCCGUGUGGUGUUCUUCUCUUUCUAGCGGACGUUACACACAAACACACUUUUUUGUUUUUUUUAUUAUUCUGCCCGUGUCGUGCUGUCUGACUCGUUGAAUCUGCUUCUACGCUUUGUCAUGUAAAUAUUUAAUAAACUGGUGAAUGAACAA